AAUCAGUUUCUCAAACAGUUAGGUAUACAUCCUGACUGGCAAUUUGUAGAUGUUUAUGGUAUGGAACCAGAACUGCUUAGCAUGGUGCCAAGACCUGUCUGUGCAGUGCUACUUCUCUUUCCAAUAACAGAAAAGUAUGAAACCUUCAGAACAGAAGAAGAAGAGAGGAUAAAAGCGAAGGGGCAAGAUGUCAAAUCAUCAGUGUAUUUCAUGAAGCAGACCAUUAACAAUGCUUGUGGGACAAUUGGGCUAAUUCAUGCUAUUGCAAACAACAGAGAUAAAAUGAACUUUGAAACGAAUUCUUCACUGAAGAAGUUCCUGGAGGAUUCAUUAUCUAUGACUCCUGAAGAGAGGGCCAAAUAUCUAGAAACUUAUGAAGCUAUUCGUGUCACUCAUGAAUCCAGUGCCCAUGAAGGUCAGACUGAGGCACCAAGUAUAGAUGAAAAAGUAGAUCUUCACUUUAUUGCAUUAGUUAACGUAGGUGGUCAUCUCUAUGAAUUGGAUGGGCGCAAGCCGUUUCCAAUAAACCAUGGGGAAACUAGUGACGAUUCUUUUUUAGAGGAUGCAAUAGAAGUUUGCAAGAAAUUCAUGGAACGUGACCCAGAAGAAUUAAGAUUUAAUGCAAUUGCACUGUCUGCAGCUUAAAAGCCUUUUCCAGUGAGGCUAAUCUAUUGCGAUGUAUUGUAACAAUAAAACUGUUGCCAUAUGUUAAUAAUACAAAUUUUGAUACUUCCCUAACAUAUUGACUAAUUGUAGCACACGUGGAAUAAACUUUGCAUUUGUCCUUGCUAUAUCUUGCUGCUUGUUCCUAAAGCAACUAUGGGUAUUUAUAUACACGCAUGCAUUUUGUGCAAGACUUCUGUGUGGUGGGUUUUUCCCCUUCCACCCCCUUACUAUCUGUGAUAUUUCAUCAUGAUAAUGACAAAUUCGUUCAGAGAAGGAUUAUCAAUUUGUAUCAUUCACAGAUAACAUUUUGAGUGGAGUAUGUGGUAUGUUAAUGGUAAAAACUUGAAAUACGAGGUUAUUCGCAUCUUUUAAUUAUAAUGAUACAAGAAUAUUAUAAGAACUUUUCCAGGUGACUCAAAAGACAAAGGCAUUUUUGCAGUGAAUUAUUUAUAAAUAAAUAUAUGGAAGAAAAAAAGACAGAAAAAGGACUGUGUCGUCUUAUUGUUGGUGAGCGCUAACACUUUAAAAUUGUCUUAAUGUUUACAUUUUGAAUAAAACUUAAUAUUUUGUUUCUCAUGCCUAA
Opisthocomus hoazin is the source of this 1249-nucleotide messenger RNA. It is a transcript of the gene UCHL3, whose product is annotated as ubiquitin C-terminal hydrolase L3. Gene Ontology annotation, molecular function: cysteine-type deubiquitinase activity. Gene Ontology annotation, biological process: ubiquitin-dependent protein catabolic process; protein deubiquitination. Lineage: Eukaryota; Metazoa; Chordata; Aves; Opisthocomiformes; Opisthocomidae. Gene Ontology annotation, cellular component: cytoplasm. The record is from RefSeq and is a predicted model, not a curated record.